UCCUGUUCGCUGUCGACUUGACACUACAACGUCAAGAAGGCAAAUGCCUUGCGAGAACUUAUAGACAUUCUACUCGAGUACUGUGGUUCAGACGGCGGUUGCUGUAGUUCACUAGCCCCUGGUUCCUUGGAGCGCGUUGAUCAACCAGCUGCACUGCAAUGCCAUCUGGAUAAUCAUGGCCAUGACAUCCACACGGGAUACGAAGCAGCGCUGGCUGAGCUGAGUGGAGCCUCACGCAGUGUGGGAUGUGGGAGCCUCGUAGUCGUAGUCGCAGCGCCAGUCUGGUAUUGAUCACCACGGGGCUAACGCGACGCCGCUCCUCCCGCUUCCUUUGAUUCAGUGGCGGCGUUGUUCCUCUUAUCAGACACUCUUGGUGGAUGCCACGCAACCUGCACUCUGUUAUCUAAACACCUCACACUCUGAAAGGAAGCCCCUGCUGGCGGUGACGAAGAUUGUCUCCGCUAAGCAACACGCGGGCUGUCAGGAGUGGUAUAAAGACAGCAGAAGGGGGAUGCUUGAUGUGUUGUGAGGCAGAGUGGUUAGGUCAGUGGUGUGUCUGCCCCUAAAAACCGCGGGAAGGUUGAUCUUUCCAUUUUGAAUAGAGUGUUGCUGAGUGUUGCGUGCGGCGCCCCGAGGAAGAUGUCUGUGCGGCUGAGGGGGCGGCGGCUAGCGGCCUGCUUUGUGCUGUUCGGAGUGGCGACCUUUGGCGUGUACCACCUGAUAGCCCUUCACACCCAGGUUGACGUACAUGACAGGGUGUACCUCAGGAAAAUGAUGGAACGUAAUGUGUUAUCCGGAUCAGAUGACAUGCCUAGUCCAGCACACCUUGCCUGUCAACACCCAAAUCUGGAGCUGGAGAACCCGGAGAUCUACAAAUUCUUCCACCACGUUGACCCGAUACUGUGCAAGGAGGAGGCGGAGUGGGUGGUGGUGCGGGGGUCGGUGGCCAGCAUCACCAAGGAGGCCAAGAAAAAGCAUGGUGAUAUUGAGUGUGCCUUCUCUGAGGUGCUGCGAGAUGGAGACAACAGGGUGAAGCGAGGCGCCACAUCCACCACCCACGACACCUACACCUUCACCAACACUGACUUCUACACCGUCCUCUGCUCUGCCCAGGAUGGCAAGACGUGGACUAACGUAGUGGCCGGCAUCAGGCAGGACGAGAAGAUCAAGGCAAACACAGGAUGGGACAAGGUGCCAAAAGACUCGGUUGGCCUUAAUUAUCUCAUGAUUGGAUUCGACUCCUUGUCACGCAACACCUUCAUCAGAACGCUGCCCAAGACUUACGCAUUUUUGACCAAGGAACUCGGCGCCUAUGUGUUGCAAGGGUAUAAUAUUGUGGGGGAUGGGACGCCUCAGCAGCUUCUUCCCAUUCUUACGGGCAAGACAGAGCUGGAGUUACCGGAGACACGCAAGAGGAUGGGCAACAAGGCGCAGUUCGUCAAUGUCUACCCCUUUGUGUGGAACGAGUUCAGCAAGAAUGGAUAUGUGACCAUGUACUGCGAGGACGCCCCCAACAUUGGCACCUUCCAGUACCGCCUGCAAGGGUUCGACGCGCCGCCCACACACCACUACAUGAGGCCCUUCUAUCUAUCCAUCCAGCCACUGUACAGGAAACACCCGCGUCUCUGUCUCAGGAACACUCCACGCCAUAAGGUUCUCUUUGACUACAUCCACAACUUCAUGAACGUACACAAGGACCGUCCCAAGUUUGCCUUCACCUUCCACUCUGAGCUGAGCCAUGACGACAUCAACCUUGUCUCUGUGGCUGACAACGACCUGCUGGCGCUGCUCACCUCGCUCAGGGAUGAAGGCCACCUCAACAACACUAUGCUGGUGCUGAUGAGCGACCAUGGCCACAGGUUCACCAGCAUCCGUAGCACCCUUCAGGGGAAGCAGGAGGAGCGUCUGCCGUUCAUGUCCCUCGUGCUGCCCGAUUCCUUCAAGACUGCUCACCCCUCUGCUGCUGAUAAUGUCAGGAUGAACAUUCACCGUCUCACAACGCCGUUUGACAUCCACCCAACCAUGGAGGACUUGUUGCACUUCCCCGGGGCAAGACUGGGCCAAGUUGGGGACCGUGGCAUCUCCCUCUUUAGUCAGAUCCCUGCAUCAAGGACGUGUGCUGAUGCCUUUGUGGAGCCUCACUGGUGUGCCUGCCUCAAGUGGGAGCCCAUCAGUGUGGAGGAGGACAUGGUGCAGCGGGCAGCUCAGGCUCUGGUCCAUUACAUCAACACUUAUACUGCCCCACACCGCUCCAUCUGCCAACAGCUCACCCUCAGUCAACUCCUUUGGGCCGGCAAGCUGCUUCCCACCAAGGGCCUCCUAAAGUUCAAGAAGAACAGGGAUGUGGAUGGGUUCAUGCCAGACUUGACAGAUGAGACGUCGGUGAGUGAGGUGGUGUACCAGGUGACUGUGACCACCUCCCCGGGUCUGGCCCGCUUUGAGGCCUCCCUCACUUACUCCAUCAAGCUGGACACCUUCUCUGUCAAGAUGGACGAUGUGAGCCGCACCAACAAGUACGGUGACCAGGCACACUGCGUUAUGAAAGACCUGGACCACCUCAGGAAGUUCUGCUACUGCCGCGAGCCGCCACCUGCGCCUCAGGACACCUAGGACUUGCCUGAUGCUGAGGGACACCUCCGGGUGAUGCCUCAGCCUCAGUUUGCUGCCUCGUCCCGCCGCCGCCACCACUACUACCGUCACCCUUCCAGGACGCCUGAUGCCCACCCUUUGCAUGACCUUGGCCUGUAGUGGUCGUGCUGUGGGUCGUCUGAGGACUUGUUUGGUGGGAUGUUGCAGAGCCUUCACCUGUGUGUGUGUGUGUGUGUGUGUGUGUGUGUGUGUGUGUGUGUGUGUGUGUGUGUGUGUGUGUGUGUGUUUGGCAAUCACCACCACACAGCAAAGUCAAUUAGAUUUUCAGUGUGGUCAUUACUAAUAAUUCUGUAUAUUUUCAUACAUUUCUCUGUCCUUCCAUGUCUUCUGCCUGUCCGGUCUGUCCAUCCCUGCUUACCUUUAUGUCUGUCUGUCUUUAUCUUUUCACUGAUGCAUUCCACACUCAGACCGGCAAGCAUGGCGCAGCAGAGCUGUGAUGACUGCAGUGCCACAAGAGCUUAAGGGAUGCUUCACUGCACGGGCAUGUCGGGUGCUGCUUCUUGGGACCAGGGGACACUUGGGGGCCUGCCGGGGGUCAAAGUGGGAGAGGGAAUCAGUACCGGUGCCUCAAUAAGUUGCAUCGCAGAGUAUAGUAGAAUAUUUUGUACAAUUUGUCAUUAGUACUUCAGGAGAAUGAGGAGAAGGAGAAGGAGGUGGAGAAGGAGGUGGUAGAGGAGGAGGAGGAGGAGAGUCAUAUGUCUUCUUGUGAUAACCUGAUUAGUACAUAUACAUUGCCAAGUUGUUAUUAAGGUGUUUUUCACUUUGGAUUUGUAUAUUUGUGGGUAGUGUAGCCAAAGCAAGUGGUUGUGAUGGUGGGUGUAACUUUUUAUAUCUGUGCUGUGGUAGUCAUACACUUUUCUUCUUUGGGUUAUAUUUAAUUCCUUUGGUACUGGGACACUUUUUUUAUCAUAAAUUUGGGUACAAUUAGACAUUAUUUACAUUAUGAACUGUCUGUGGAGGUCAAAAGGUUAAUGGCCAGAGUCCUCACUAUUUUAAUCCUCACAUAAGUUUCUGAAGCUGUAUAAAAUCACUGAAUAGUAAGCAAAGUGAAUAUGGAAACGCGUCAUGGUACUGAAGGGGUUAAAUAAAAUCAGAUUACAUUACUUUAGGUAGUAAGGUUUUGCAUCACUUGUGCAGUUCAUUUAAUCCCUCAAUUCAGCAAAGAGUUUUAGUGGUGAUUUGGUUUUCCAAUAUGGCUGUGUGUUGUUUUCCUUAUUUUAUUUAUUGAUUGAUUUUUCUUCUAUUUGUGACAGAGUUGAUGAUGGACAAAACCUAUAUUGUACCAUAUCAUAUCUUCUUCCUCGUGUGAUUUAUUGACUAUUGAAGUGAUGCUGGAUAUAAUGGUGCACAUGUUUUUGUAUUAUGUGUGUUCAUAAUUGUCUUGUGAUUUAACCUUUUUUUGAGUACGUGAUAACUAUAAGGGUGAGCUUUCCGUAAAGAAGGAAUUGAAAAACAUUAAGAUGGUUGUCUGGAGUAAUGACUAAUUUUAUAUGCAUUAUAUGAAUCUGAUAUGGAUUGAAAGAAGUAAAGAAUCUAUUUUUUUAAAGAGAACUGAAAUACUAAAGAUAGGUAGACUAGUAGAACCAACUUGAACUACGGUAAUGAAGGGAGAGGUGGCAAGGAAAGUAAGACGUGCAGAGAGUAAGGUGGACCAUGACACAAAAAUAGUGGUAGAAAAUGGCAAGAUAAGAUAGAGAGAGAUUGUUGAAGAUAGUCAGAGGAGAGAAGCUGAUAAAAUGCUCUUGUUUUUAUCCUAUUCAUCAAAGUAGUAUGAGCAGAACCCCUCUCUACCUAUGUGAAGCACUCUUUACACAGAUGGAUAUGACCCGAGUAUACAGAGUUAGCAAGUGGGAGUGUGAAAAGACUUGAGGGAGACGACUCAGAAUGCCCUGGAUUCAUAUACGUUUUAGCUACAGAUGAGAGGCAAAGUUUUCCAGUUUUGUACAGUUUCUUAGGGUUGUUUUCAUGAUUCUAGUAGCAAAAUUAACAGAUUGAGUGUAGAAGCUAUCAAGGUAUUCUAGGAGUGUUUCUUAAUUGAUUGUGUGGUAUGUGCUAUUGGAAAUUAUUUUUAUUUUUCAGCCUUUCUUUUUCUAUUUAUUUUGGUGAGUUGUUAUUAAGGAUUUAGUAGAAAAAAGUGUCACAAAUAAUCAUCUCUGUGGCCUUUGGGAGUAGUUUUGGUGCGAGAAAAUGUGUGGUAAACUAUCUCAGCUCAAGGGGAUAUGAAUUUUUAUACAAUAGACAGUGUGUUGAAGAGAAGCGUGUUUAGACUUGAGUAAUUACUUAUGAUUGAUUGAUUGACUGACUGACUGACUGAAGGCAUCACAACAAUGGGAUCAUAUCGCGCCCUGUAAUGCUCAAAGGACUUAUUCUCACAAACCUUGAAUAGAAAAAUAGGCAAAAAUGAGAAUAACUUCAAACUCAUGAGAGAAACCAUUUAUUUUUCAUAUUGUACAGUAUCCUCUAUUUACACAGAUGAACACGCUCAAUUAAUGAUACAAUAUAGUACACGUUCUUAGUCAGUACAUUGCCAUAACUCACCAGUCACCAGAUUCAUGACCAUUGCUUUAGUGCUCACCGCGGCCCUGAGUGUCUCCUCUUAUGUCUAGCGAUAAGGAAACACAUCCCCCCGCAUUCGCUCACUCAUAUUGUGUCUCCCAGUAGGUUUGUUAACGACUGGAGUACCAAGCGGUCAGACGGACGAGAAUUCUCAGUAUAAUUAUCAGAAUAACAUGACUUCUACAUUAUUAAGAGGAGAAACAGUCUUGAGGUCUCGGUUAACCAUGUCUUUGGCCUCUGAAAACAGUCGUGGUGAGAGAAAGUGUUUCCGAAUACACGCUUCACACUCAGCCAGUCAGUCAGUCAGCCGAACGGUUAUUUGUUGAAUCAGUCAGUUUAGUUGGGAAGUCAGUCAGUCAGGUGGUGCUUGAGUGAGUGAGUGAGUGAGUCAACCAUAUCAACCAGUCCACCAGAACAAGUCAGUGCUGGACAUGUGAUAAGUUACCAAUGUUCUACAGAUCAUACUAUUUUAUACAGUUCUUUGAAUUAUUAAAAACUAUAAAAAAAUGA
Molecule: messenger RNA, 5715 nt
Organism: Portunus trituberculatus (swimming crab)
Lineage: Eukaryota; Metazoa; Arthropoda; Malacostraca; Decapoda; Portunidae
Exons: 15
Coding region: 640-2610 (656 amino acids)
Source: RefSeq, a predicted model, not a curated record